AUGCAGCUAUCAACAACGAACAUGAAUUCUGCUAGUUGUGGAGCUGUGAAAUUGGAAUCUGUUGAUGAGAAUCCAAAACGUGAUUGUACCGUAGGUACUAGCACUAGCAGUACAAUGGAAUUGUCGAAGCUUAGUUCGAUGAAAAGGGAACUUAUUGAGAGUUGCAGCUCAGAAACAGUAGUACCGUCAUCUAGUAGCUCGGAGAAAGUAGUUGACCCAAGACCAAUAAAAUCUGAACCGUUUCAGGAGUGCAACAAGGGAAUAUGCAAAUGUGCAGAUUCUACCGUACCUCAAUCAGUUGAAAAGGUUAUGCAGCAUCAAGAGAGCUGUGCAUCUUCAUCUGUUCUAUCGAUGGCUUUGACCCCUCAGAACUCAUGCCCUUCCCUUUUGCCAACUUUUCUAGAGUCGACCACAAGUGAGUAUUUAUCAAAUCAAUCUGUAGAUUCUUUCCAUACUAAAAACCUUCGCAACAGAAAGGAUAUACCAGAUGAGCCGAUUAAUGCUGUGGUCCCUAAACUUGUAAGCCAGAAAGGCAAAGAAAUGGGUUUGCACUGUGAGAAGGUAGAGAAUUUGAUUACUGAAGAUCCUGAAAGGUGCAAACUGAAUCGGGUUGAUGAGCAUCCUAUUAAAUUGUGUGGAAAUAGUAAGGUAGCUGCCAGUGAUGAGGAAAAAACAAACAUGCCAAUCGGUAUGCUUGAAGCAGAUACUUUUGGAUCUGAUGGAAUUCAUGCUUUUGCCAAUUGGAGGGGUAUUGGAAAAAGGCGACGUGACAAAGAAGAUGAUGAUUAUGAAGACGGAUGUGUUGACACGGGUUUCAGUGAGCCUGAUGAUGAAGAUGGUUCUUUGCAAAAUCCGUUACCAGACGAAAUUACAGAAGUUGGACUUGACAAAAAAAGCUCUAAUAUUGUCUCUCCAGAGAAACCACUUAAUCUCUCAGGAGAAGAACAUGUCAAAGAGGGUGGUGAAAAGGAAGUGCCUGGUGAAGGGGCAACUAAUGGGAGCCGUGGGAAGGGGCCAACACUAGGUGAGAAGGCCCCCGAUGAGAGAACUAAAGAAAUUACUCUAGGAACGAAUGAUUUAACUCUGCCCAAGGCUGAAGCAUCUCUAGAUAAUAAGAGUUAUAAUAAUAAGAAGAAUCCUUCUAAUUCUUCCAACAAUGCAAGCAACAAGAGCCGCAUCAUAAAUUUACCCCGUACUUCUAUUGCUGCAUCCCCUUGUAAAACAGUGUCUAUUCCUGUUAGGUUGUCUUCAAGAAGUGGAAAAGAAAGAUACUCUGAUCUGGAGGGGGAGAUACAACUGCGCGGGAAUAGUGAUGAAAUUUUUACUGAUGGUCCAAAAAAAUUUGUGAAAGAUCGGAUUCAACACCAGACAUUGAGAAAUUCGAGACCGAGUUUCAUAGCUCAGAGGGAGUUUAUCUGGCAGGUUUCUAGACGUAAGCAUGCUUCUUCCAUUGCUGACAUUGAACUUGACUAUAAUGGCUAUGGUAUGACACCAGAUAAUUCUGCUUUAAGUGGUGGUAGAAGGAAGGCCAGGAAUGAUGACUUGCCUUUGUUGCAACAUCCAUCUACCAUGAGAAUCCCUCCCAGAGGUAGAGAUGGUCCUGCUAUGAGUGGCAUUCCAAUGCAUUGUAGAAUUCCUAAAAAUGUUAGUCCAAGUAGAUGCACUUACGGAGAUGGUUCUGACGUGGUCGGAUUUCUGCAUAAUGAAAAGUAUAUUCGGGAAUUGUCAGAUGAUACUUUAGAUCCUGGAUUUACUCGUCCACAAACAAUAUCCCGAACACAGUCACCUGGCCCAUGGUCAUCUCCUUGGAGAUCACCUGAUGGGCAUCAACAAUUACCUCAUCAUAGAUCUCCAACUAUGUGUAGGAUGGGGAGGAUGAGGUUCCCUGACGAGAUUGUUGGUAGAAGGCGUGAAUCUCCUACCUUCAUGAUUCUGGACGGGAACAUAUUCAUCAUAGAUGGGGAAGACUGUAUGAGUGGGCCAGUUCAUUCUAGUGGAUUUCAUGAUGUGAGUAGUGAUGAGAGAAGAAAGUUUGGUGAGAGACGGGUAAUGGCUCGUUCUUUUAGGCCUGCUUCUAACAGUGAUAAUGACAAAUUUCGUUUCCAUCAUGUAAAUGAUGGCCCCAGGCCUUUUUGGUUCCGUCCACAUAUAGACAUGAUGUUGGAGUUGUGA
This is a messenger RNA of Fraxinus pennsylvanica, 2172 nucleotides long. The record is from the annotation of a GenBank genome assembly. Lineage: Eukaryota; Viridiplantae; Streptophyta; Magnoliopsida; Lamiales; Oleaceae.